Messenger RNA from Hippocampus zosterae (dwarf seahorse), 4762 nucleotides. RefSeq names its product KH domain containing, RNA binding, signal transduction associated 2 (gene khdrbs2). The transcript is spliced from 11 exons. Bases 286 to 1344 code for a protein of 352 amino acids. Gene Ontology annotation, molecular function: mRNA binding; poly(A) binding. Gene Ontology annotation, biological process: regulation of alternative mRNA splicing, via spliceosome. Gene Ontology annotation, cellular component: nucleus. Lineage: Eukaryota; Metazoa; Chordata; Actinopteri; Syngnathiformes; Syngnathidae. The record is from RefSeq and is a predicted model, not a curated record.
CAAUCGUGUUCGCAGGGGCGGGGAGCAGCGUGCCGUGAGCACCCAGUAUGAGCUUCUGGUGUGGAGCUGAAGAGGCGGAAAGGCAAGAGCCAGGGGUGGAAGAGAUGGGCUCACUUGUGUGAUUCACAAGUCUGCCUGCAAGCAAGCACACUGGACUCCUUGGAGGGCGAAAUAAUCCUGGGCUCUUUUUAAAAAAAGAAGGAAUCUGCUCGUGUUUGAGUCUGCAGCUGCCAGCACCAGCAGCGAGGAGCUUCAUAUCGGACGCCUGCACGACCAGCUGUGUGCAUGCAAAUCUGCCCCGAUAGAAUGCAUCAAAAUAAUUACUUACCUGAAUUGGUAGCUGAGAAAAACACGCUGGAGCCUCAGUUUGGGCAUGCUCUACGCCUGCUUGCAGAAGAAAUUGAAAAGCAUGAAGGUGAUGAACUGCAACAAGAUGGCAUAAUGAAGAAAUACCUUGACAUUAUCAGCAAUAAAAAUAUUAAGCUGUCUGAAAGAGUUCUCAUCCCUGUGCAACAGUAUCCAAAGUUUAAUUUUGUUGGAAAGCUACUGGGACCUCGGGGAAAUUCCAUGAAAAGGCUACAAGAGGAAACAGGAGUCAAGAUGUCCAUCCUCGGAAAAGGGUCCAUGAGGGAUAAAGCAAAGGAAGAAGAAUUAAGGAACAGUGGAGAGGCCAAAUAUGCCCAUCUGAGUCACGAUCUUCAUGUUUUAAUUGAAGUCUUUGCUCCACCGGGCGAGGCGUAUUCCCGUAUGAGCCACGCUUUGGAGGAGAUUAAAAAAUUCCUUGUUCCAGACUACAAUGACGAGAUCAGACAAGAGCAACUGCGAGAGCUUUCGCUAUUAAAUGGUUCCGAUGAGUCCAACAGAGGCAGGAAUGCACAAGGAAGGAGCAUUCGGGCAACCACCACAGUAUCUAACAGGGCCCGCAGGAACACAGGAAGGAGCACAGUAACACCUCGGGGGACGGCUACCACGACGCACGGCAAACUUGCCGCAUCUGUUUUAACGAGGGAAGCUCAAACCCCGAGAGCCAGGGGAGCAGCGGUUGCGGCAAUUGGAGGGUACCGACCUCCACUGUUAGCCGCCACGCAUGACUCAUAUGACGACUAUGGCUACGACGAUGGCUAUGGGGGCGAAUACGACGAUGACAGCUACGAUGCCUACGACGAUAACUUCAGCAAUCAGUCGAAGAGCAUCUCGGAAUAUUAUGAAUAUGGGCAAGGAACAAAUGACGACACCUAUAACAACUAUGAGGAGGAGUGGCCCAUUUCCCGUCCCAGUCUCAAAGCUCCAGUUCUACAGUUGACAAGAUGGGGAUACAGAAAACAUCCUUACAAUCGAUACUGAAGGUGCCCCACAUGUGACCUGCAAUUUAUGUCAACUUAUUAAUACUCAUGUCAAAACCUUCUUUUUUUUUGUCAGUUGCAUGGAGAUAAGAACUUGAAGCAGUGGCUUUUCAAAGAUGCAAGAUCUUGAGAAAAAUAAAGACAAAAAUACUUGAGGAAUAUCUCCGAAGCAAGUUCAGUUCCUAGCGUGAGUCUGGGGAGAACAGAUCGCUGCACCAAUUAAAUGAGUAAAAUCAGUGUGUGUGAAAGAGAUCAGGUGCAAUUAUUAUGAAAAAAAAAAUCCCCAAAAUGUUCUCUGAUAGGUCGAGUUUUGCACGGUGUGCAGUUAUGAAUUCUGUUGGUGUCAGAACCCACUGUGAUGAUUCAAAAAAGCAGUUUGUAAUUUGUGAUUGACACUUGGGAAAUUCUCUUCUCUAAAGCACAUCAACUUGCAUCAUAAUUUGAGGGGGGGGCUAUCUACACAAAUGUAAAAAAUGAAAAAUGACACUUUUUAAAAACUAUUUAUGGUGCUAUUUUAUUUCUAUAUUGCCGCGAUUCCCAAACACCGCCAAUGCAAACAUACGGCGCAAUAGUUUUCCCUUGGUGGUGAGCAAGUUUUUGACUCGCCAACAAUUCCAAAUGAUCUAAAUGCACCCUCAAUCCUCAUGAAAAAUGAAUCCGAAAUGACUUCUGUUCACCACCUUUAGUGUGCAAUUUUGUAAUUGCAGGUUUGUGAUCACUGUAUUGUUUGGAAGUAAUUGCAUGUUUGAAAAAAAAAAAAAAACAAUAGGAAGGAGAAAGUAAAGAAAGGAAUAAAACCCAAUUCCAAAUGACCCCCGUGUUUCUCUCUCCAUGAUGAUGUCGUGUUAAAAAGGACUAAUUAGGUCUAACCACCUCUUUUUUUCAUUCACAACCGGUUUUUUUCUCUCUGUGGUAGAAAUCAAUCAAGCAAUGUACAGUCUGUACUUUCUAAUUAGUGCUUUUAUUCUGUGUGUCUGACCUCUUUGUACAUAGACUAUUUAAUAAAAACAAAUCUAAAGCCCUGCACCGUGUGAAAGACUCUGUGAAUACAGUAGGUGGCUAUGUAUGUGUCUUUCAUUUUUUCAUUUGCUGACAAAAUGCAACACCGUUAAUGCGAUUAAAUAUUUGCAUUACUGACACCUACUCACUGCUUUAGGAGCCCACGAAGAUCUUCUAUUUAUCAUUUAAAUCGAUGCUUAAACAUCCUUGAAACUUAUAACAUCCUUAUGUAAGAAUUUGUUUUGUUCCGCUGUAAUCCAUCUUGUGAAGUUUGACGUCAAUAAACAGACUGAUUGACAUUGAGAAUCAUAUGCUGUUAAAGAGGUAAGAAGUCCCCUUAUAUUGUGUUAUCUUAACGAUUAAAUCAAACUGUGACUUAAGACCACAACUAACAUACUUCUUGGAAUUUCUGAGUGAAAAAUUGCAACGUUGAUCUACCUACUCUUCGAUGUCUCUAACGUUUUUUUGUUUUUCUGUCAUUGAAUUUGAGAUCUUGCGAUGCAUCUCUUAAACCUCAUCGCUGCUGUCCAGAUAAACUCUAAACAGGUAUUAAAGCACCAUCGGUGGUCAAGACGUAUGCAUCAUAAAACAGACUGCAGAAACUGCUGCAAGAGGACAGGUUCAGCGCUCAUCACUGGUCAAGAAUGCAGCGUGGUAUGUAUGCAUAUUUUACAGGAAGAGUGAACAUGUUUUCAUACAGUUCAAUGUCACGUUGCGAGGUGGUGGUGGUGGACCCCAAAAAGCAGGCAAGAGGCAGGAGCAGGGUCUAUUUGAAGAAGUGUAUAGAUAAAACACAGAAAACACACAAAAACACAAAUCCAAAACAUAGUCCUAAUAACGAAACAAAUCCAAAGUAGCAAACAAAACCCAUGACUUAAGCAAAACACUAUCAAUAACAGAAAACAUGACCAAAAACAUGACAAACGUGGACGGCAUGGCAGCAACAAACGGCAACAAACAAACAUGACAGUAGAUGAGUGCUCGGGCUGGGAGUCCUGUUUAAGCACCAAUGACAUAACGACCAACAGGUGUGCAGCUGCAGGGAGAGCCCUACAGUGCCACCUGUUUGUCCCAAACCGAAACAUGACACUUAAAUUCUGUAUUGAAAUGUCUUUUAAUAAAAACAUGCACACUGACUUCCCUAACUCCCCGUAAAGGGUGGUAGAUUUUUUUUCAGUCGGAUUAAUAUUUUUGGAAUAUGAGUUAACGAGCAAAAUCCAAAUGUUUUCAUCCAUAUCGGGGGGCGGGGGCGCAACACAGUUGUCCAAGCCUCUGUUAACAACCAAACAAGGCUCAGCCUCAGAAAACAGGUGAGUCAUGAUUACCUGAGUCACUGCGAUGUCAAAAUCAGUCCGCAGAAAGUGGCAAAAUGGCGCCCCCUUGAGAUGUCUAAAAACAUUGAUUUUACUUCUUCAUUCAUACUCCACAAACGCAAAACAGUAUUAUUAAUCAGAAUGCAGUGAUUAGACUAGGGAGGGGGGGGGGGGGCAAUAUAGCAUAUCACUGUAAAGAAAUGCUUUGGGUUGACUUCGCCUUCAAUGAAAAAGAAUGACUAUAUAUAGUUCAAAAUUUGUGUGGUCAACACAUAUUGAUGUUUCUCAACGUUACAACUUAUAACUUAUGUCUUUGUUGACCCCCUCAAUCACUGAGAUAAAUCACACAAACAGCAUGUGACCCAAAAAGAAUGUACGUACAUUUCUGUCUUCUUUUCACAUUUUUUUUACACUUUUGCAUAUUCCAUUUUUUUUUAAGUAAGAAAUUUUAGCAACCUUCUGCAUUAUUUUUCCCACAUGGCUGCAAUGUAUAACUUCAAUUUUUACAUCCUGAUAAGUGUUAAUGUGGUGUCUCAGUAUACUCUACAUAUACUGUAUGUCAUUUUUUUAUGCAUGCAUCCAUUUGCAAAAUUCCUUUACAAAUCCAUUUCACAACAUGCUUGUCACUGCAGUUUUCUCGGGGUGCGAAUGCAACUGAUGAAACUCCUCUCCCAUUCAGAUUACAUGCAGGAUUUUCCAAAAGGAUCCUUCUACUCACUGUGUAUUUGUCUUGUUUUGCAGAAAUACUUGAGUCUAAGGUGCUUAAAGACUUCUCAGCUGUCAUCACAUUUCUUUAUCCUUCAGUCCACACAAAGAGCCACUCUGUGUUUAUUUUCCAUGACACAGCCCUCGGAGCAGAAUGCGGCAUGAAAGUGGACGCAGCCUUUUUGUUGACAGAAACACAAACAUUUUUGGGGCUUGUGUUUGGAUGAGAGGGCUGAGUUUGACUGACAGUAACUCGCUCUGUUAAGUAAUGCAUUAAAAUUGUGGAUUGCGGAGUAUUGGUGGCGAACAUGAAUUCUGUGACGCCUUCAACAAUCCAAAGACUAUAAGGUAACAUUUUUUUAUUGUAAAAAGAUGUGAAUAUAGUUAAUUGACAUGUUUCUG